Oryctolagus cuniculus (rabbit) is the source of this 2029-nucleotide messenger RNA. The record is from RefSeq and is a predicted model, not a curated record. NCBI's taxonomy places the organism in Eukaryota, Metazoa, Chordata, Mammalia, Lagomorpha, Leporidae.
GCGGAACUUCCGGCGCGGGGCGGAAGCGGCGGCAGGGGCUAAGUGACUGAGGCGGGGAGCGCGCGACGGCGGGCGAAUGUUGGCGGCGCGGCACGUUGUAUGCGCCUUGUCAGGCGGAGUGGACAGCGCGGUGGCCGCUCUGCUGCUGAGGCGGAGAGGGUACCAAGUGACAGGGGUGUUCAUGAAGAACUGGGACCAGCUGGACGAGCAUGGCGUGUGCACCGCUGACAGAGACUGUGAGGACGCCUACAGGGUCUGCCAGAUCCUGGACAUCCCCUUCCACCAGGUCUCCUACGUGAAGGAGUACUGGAACGACGUGUUCAGUGAUUUCUUGAACGAGUAUGAGAAAGGAAGGACUCCCAAUCCAGACAUAGUGUGCAACAGGCACAUCAAGUUCGGCUGCUUCCUUCGUUAUGCUGUGGAUAACCUGGGUGCAGAUGCUGUAGCCACAGGCCACUAUGCAAGAACCUCGCUGGAAGAUGAAGAAGUUUUUCAACAGAAGUACAUAAAGAGGCCCGAAGGGCUUUUCAGAAAUCGCUUUGAAGUUAGAAACCCGGUGAAGCUCCUGCAGGCAGCUGACAGCUUUAAGGACCAGACCUUCUUUCUCAGCCAGGUUUCCCAGCCUGCCCUGAGGAGAACCAUCUUCCCCCUCGGGGGCUUAACCAAACCUUUCGUCAAGAAAAUCGCGGCUGAGAAUCGGCUUCAUCAUGUGCUUCAGAAGAAAGAGAGUAUGGGCAUCUGCUCUGUGGGCAAGAGGAACUUCGAGCAUUUCAUCCUGCAGUAUCUGCAGCCUCGGCCUGGUAAAUUCAUCUCCAUAGAAGACAAUCAAGUUCUGGGGACACAUAAAGGUUGUUUCCUGUACACCUUGGGUCAGAGAGCCAAGAUAAGUGGCUUGCGGGAACCCUGGUUUGUGGUGGACAAGGACGGGGCCAAGGGCGACGUGUUUGUGGCCCCCCGGACAGACCACCCAGCCCUGUACAGAGACCUGCUGCGGACCAACCGCGUGCACUGGAUUGCCGAGGAGCCGCCUGCGGCCCUGGUCCGAGACAAGAUGAUGGAGUGCCACUUUCGCUUCCGCCACCAGAUGGCGCUAGUGCCCAUCAGAUUAAGAACUGCUCGGAGGGCGAGAUCCGCACACGGGGCUGGGGACUGCUCGGACCACGGGCACUCAGGUCUCAGGAGUCACCUGCGGAGACCUCCUCUGUGUUGGCAGCCACUCGCCCGGUAAGGCACAUGGAUGGCUCGGAGGGGGGUGGGGGGGUAUUAAACUGUCUUCAGCGACGUGUAGCCGUCUCCAGUGUCUGGAAACCGCUUGUCCACCGCUUGGGCACUGACAUGAAGAACAAAGGAAACGCUGAAAUGAAUGCAGGGUCUGAGUAAUCCUGGGCCCUGUUCCACAGCCCCUCGGGCCAUGCUGUGGACUGCGGCCCUCACUGUGAGUCUCCAGGAACAGUCUGGGAGGCGCUGAAAAGCACGGCUGUGCCUUUGUCCUCUGCAUAAUUGGGCAUUUGAGGCACAACGAUGUCAUUGGUCAACUCGGGGGGUGGGGCCUCAGCUAGGAAACUGGCAGGAAAGAAUGUGACACCCUGAAGCCCUCGUGCCUCCGUCUGCGUCGGGAACGCGUGAAUGCUGUCUGAUCCCUGGAGCAGGAACCGGGAACAAAGGCGUCUCCCACCUGCAAUGCUGCGCUCCUGGGAAUGGCUCCAGGGAGGCCUCCACCCUGGACCUGGAGUGGGCCCGGCCAUGGCGCCUGCACAGCGACAGCUGGGCUCCUGGGACUCCCUGUCUGGGAGAAGCACUGGCCCCAAAGCAGAUGCCGUGCAUCUGGGAGGCCAGCGGUCAGGGCACGGCUUCUGGCUCACUGGUGAAAGCUGGAGACGGCUGAUGCCACCGACUACACCAUGACCUGCUGGGAACCUGGCAGCAGCCACACCAUGCCAGUUCAUGCUCCACACUCCCGGUAUCCACAGUCCGUACCAAUGCAGAGUCCCAUGCAAACAACAGUAUAUCUGCACCUUUUCAACGUUAA